AAUAGAUGCUAUUAGGGUUUGCGAGAUGAAGCGCAAGGCUUCCUUCAGUGACGCGGCGCAGGCGUCUUCGUCGUGCGGCGGCGAGGAGGCGAUCGAUGCGGCGGAAUGCGUGUUGCCAGCGCUGCUCCCAUUCAAGCGAUCGCAGCUCCUGGAGCGCUACCCCAAGGGCAACACGCGAGGUAGGCACUGGAAGCACCUCAAGCAGAUAAUCCAGGCCGAGAAUUUCCAUCUGCUUCCGGCUGAUGAGCCCAACUAUGUGAACGUCGAAUCGCCUCCUUCCAUGUACCCGUCCAAGAAAUACUGCGACAUCUCUGGAUUUGAGGCACCUUACACGGAUCCACGAACAAAGCUCAGAUAUGCAAAUGCCGAUGUCUUCAAGCGCAUCAGAUGUCUUCCCGACGAUUACGUUCAAGGCUACUUGGGUCUCAGGAAUGCCACUGUAGUUCUCAAGUAAGCUCUCCUCGACUUAUAGCACAAGCCUGGAUAUAGCACAGUUCGACGCUUGAUAAGGUCCCGAUACCGCUCAAAGUUAUAGUAUAAGCAACGAGAAAGGAAGGCUAGAACGAGCAGGAGUCUGGUUAUCGAGAACUAUCGGUUAGUAUAGAAUGGAAGAAACUCAAGGAUAGAGUGUAGGACCGGAGUUAGCAACGAGGAAGAGCCACUAUCAAGCCAGCCCCAUGAAGCCCGAGUUUCACGCACUUGGCAGAGUUCUUGAGGGCAUGAGCAAGAAGAAAAAUUCCAACGAUGGUGGCUGCUACAAUCUGGCGCUUGCUGGGUGGUGGAGGAUACAGGGGCCGUGGCUAUGCUAAAAAUGUGAGAAGCUUUUGCUUUCACUCGUCGCCGUCGUUUCCUAGUUAUGUUCUACGGUCCGCGAAAAAGGUCCUUUUGCGUGUAAGGCCGAGAGGAUGUUAUCAAGUUCCUUCAGGGCCUGACGACGAACGAUAUGAACAAAAUUGAGCAGGAUUCUCCGGCGAGGCUGGAGAAGCUGGACAGAUCGGGAACAGGCCCCGGGAGCGAGAAGUCGCCUUCAAAGCUCGCAGUCUGGCAAUGGUUUGGAAGUGCUCUGGAGUGUGAAGGUGACAACGAGGGCUCUGUAGGGUGUGGGGCUGGACGUGAUACUGCUGGGAAUUCUUCUGCUCGUAGCAAUGUCCAGGCUGGCGUUGGCAUAAAGAUCCCAGGACAGGAUGUCUCGGCUUUCGAGGUGUCUUUUCGGACGUAA
Molecule: messenger RNA, 1219 nt
Organism: Selaginella moellendorffii
Lineage: Eukaryota; Viridiplantae; Streptophyta; Lycopodiopsida; Selaginellales; Selaginellaceae
Product: INO80 complex subunit C
Exons: 3
Coding region: 26-454 (142 amino acids)
Biological process (GO): chromatin remodeling
Cellular component (GO): Ino80 complex
Source: RefSeq, a predicted model, not a curated record